Molecule: messenger RNA, 453 nt
Organism: Glycine soja
Lineage: Eukaryota; Viridiplantae; Streptophyta; Magnoliopsida; Fabales; Fabaceae
Product: endoglucanase 1-like
Exons: 2
Coding region: 1-453 (150 amino acids)
Biological process (GO): carbohydrate metabolic process
Molecular function (GO): hydrolase activity, hydrolyzing O-glycosyl compounds
Source: RefSeq, a predicted model, not a curated record
AUGCCAAAAGGGAUGGCUUCAGUCACCACAUUUUCACUAAUGUUGCAGUUUCUGUUCUCAAUAUUAUGUUCUUCGUUUGGUCAGCUAAGCUUAGCUUUCACAUCGCAAGAGUACCAUGAAGCUCUUGAAAAAUCCAUUAUCUUCUUUGAGGGACAACGAUCUGGAAAAUUGCCUUCCAACCAGCAACAAACAUGGAGGGGAGAUUCUGGAUUGUCCAAUGGCUCUUCCUAUCAUGUGGACCUAGUAUGUGGUUAUUAUGAUGCUGGAGACAACGGCAAGUUUGAGUUGCCAAUGGCUUUUACCAUUACAUUGUUAGCAUGGAGUGUGAUUGAAUUUGGAAGCUCAAUGCAGGACCAAAUUGAAAAUGCCAGAGCUGCUAUUCGGUGGAGCACGGAUUACCUUCUUAAGGCAGCCACCACCACCUCUGACGCAUUAUAUGUCCAAGUGAUCUAA